AUGUUAAUUCGUGAUAUGCUUUCAUCUAUUUGGCAAGAGGAAGAAAAUACAAUGGUUCAUUUAAGCAUCAAUGCAAAAUCUCGCGUGAAGGGACUUUUAUUGACAUACGUUACAAUCAAUAUCAGGCGCAUCUUUUGGACUAGUUUCUCAAAACACUCAACAUUAAUUACCACCCCUGUUCGGUCGCACCGGACAGUAGAUGUCCGUAUUGCUGAAGGCGAGAGUCUUAUUGUUCCUAAAAGAGUAGAAGUAGCCCCAAGAAAUCCUUUAAUCGAGAUACUCUUCAUAAAAUUGAACCAGUCAAAGAAUGAAGUAUCACUUGAGGAAGUUGAUGUCAAAGAUGUUGAUGACACAUUAAUUAAAGACAAGUUGACAUGUGGUAAGUGCCAUAAGACGUUCAACUCGAGAUCAUCCCUGAUCAAGCACUUGAAGGUCAAACACCAUGUUGUAAUCGUUGGUGU
Molecule: messenger RNA, 461 nt
Organism: Mucor mucedo
Lineage: Eukaryota; Fungi; Mucoromycota; Mucoromycetes; Mucorales; Mucoraceae
Exons: 3
Source: RefSeq, a predicted model, not a curated record